UUCAAACACAGACCGGGACUCUGUUGUGUUUUAGCUAAGCCAGGCUAAGUUAGCACAAGAGAAAUAAACACGUUCCCCUCUCGUUUCGUGAUGUUUCACACGGUUUGAGCCCCAAGAAAGAUGAUGGACUCAGACCCAAACAAGGCUGACAGACGAGGACAGGUUGAAGACGUGAAGAAUGUGUCAAUAAUUAACAUCCCACCAGAUUUACAGGACUGUGUUACCUUUGAGCCCCCUGACACAGUCCUUCUGAAGCCUCCCAGUUUGUCCUUGUUGGCGAGACUCAGCUCUGAAAAAUCCCUUCCACAGACGGGACAGCGCUUCCAGUUCUCUAAGGUGUACGGCCCACAAACGACACAGAAAGAGCUGUUUGAAGGCACAGUGAAAGACUUAGUGAAAGAUGUGCUGGAAGGAGGAAAUUCCCUGGUUUUCACAUACGGAGUCACAAACUCGGGCAAGACUUUCACAUAUUUAGGUCCAGACUCAGACGCCGGCGUCCUGCCCCAGUCUCUGGAUGUGAUCUUCAGCAGUAUCGAUGAGCGUGUUUUUCCUAGCAUGAGCGUGAAACCUCACCGCUGUCGAGAGUUCACAAGACUGAGCAGGGAGCAGCAGGCUGAGGAAGCACUGUUCAAGAAAAACCUCCUGAGACAGCUGAAAGAGAUUGAGAAGAGCAAUGCCAGUGCAUUGAAUAUGACCAAUCAAACUCUGCUUGAUGAUAUUUUCCAAGGCUCCACGGUGACAGAAACAGCAGCGUCAGCAGGAGAAAAAAUCAGCCUGAAUGUUGACACAAACACUAAGUUCUCUGUUUGGGUUUCUUUCUGUGAAAUCUACAAUGAGAACAUUCACGACCUUUUGGAGGUGGCCCCCAGCGGGGCCCCGAGGAGGACUGCACUGCGCCUGUCGCAGGACGUCCAGGGCAACGCCUUUGUCAAAGAUUUACGCUGGGUUCAGGUGAACAGUGCUGAAGAGGCGUACAGAGUGUUGAAACUGGGCAAAAAGAACCAGAGCUUCUCUUCCACUCGACUCAAUCACCUCUCCAGCAGGAGUCACAGUAUUUUCUCUAUUCGAAUUUUGAGACUUGAGGAUAUUGAGACUCCACACAUUUACACAAGCAGCGAGUUGUGUCUGUGUGACCUGGCUGGCUCGGAGCGAUGUGCAAAGACUCAAAACCAAGGAGAGCGUCUGAAAGAAGCUGGAAACAUCAACACCUCACUGCUUAUUUUAGGAAAAUGCAUCAAUGCACUGCGACACAACCAGCAGACCAAGCUUCUUCAGCAUGUUCCCUUCAGAGAAAGUAAGCUGACCCACUACCUGCAGGGCUUUUUCUGCGGGCGAGGCAAAACCUGCAUGAUUGUCAACAUCAACCAGUGUGCAUCCAUGUAUGAUGAGACUGUCAACGUCCUCAAAUUCUCUGCUGUGGCUCAAAAGGUUGUAGUUUUAUCCGUCAGGUCUCUUCCCAUCAUGCCUCAGUCAUCCAGCAGUGGAGCAUUUAUCCUUCAAACAAAGGCUCGCACAAGCAGCAAGGGAAGCUCUCUGAUUGGUUGUGAAAGUAGUCUGGAGGACAUACUGGAUGAAGAUGAAGAUCUCUCGGACCUGCUGAGCCUCUCAGAUGACUUCAUGGAUCAGACGGGCAUUGAAGAUGAAAAUGAUAAAAUCGUCAUUUGUAAAAAGACAUACCAGAGACAGGUGGCGCUGCUGAGGCAGCUGCAGGUCCAGCUGAAGAAGCAGCGUGCAGAGAAUAUGCUCCUGGAGGCUCAGAUCCGAGAGGAAGUCAGUCGAGAGUUCUCAGAACUUUUCUCUGAGAUGCAGAAUAAUUACAGUGAGCGUCUGGUCAGGGAAAGAGACAUUUUGGAGGAGCGAGCAGAAAGGAGGCUGGAGAUUUUCAAGAAUUUGAUUAACAACAUGUCCGUCGCUGAAUCCAAACACGAUGUAGAAACCAUGAACAAAUGUCUGAUCUCCCAUGCCCCUGAACUGGUGGACUUGCAGGAUUUGACUGAUCCAGCCGGUGUGUGUUCAGUCUCAGUCCAAACUGCACAGUACAGUGUAGAGAACCCAGAGACAAAGGUUCUGGACCUGACGGCUCAACAACAACAGCAACACACCCAGACUGCUGGUUCUGUAGAGGAUGAGGAGAAAAACAGGAUUCUACUGCAGCUCCAGGAGAAGCCAUCAGACGUGGCCCGGCUGGAGAAGCAGCUGGGAGACCUGCAGGAGACGAUGGAGCUGGACUCACAGAACUGUUUGAUGCCAGUUAAAGCGGAGAGUGGAGAUCAGCUGAAGGAAGCUUUGGCUGCACUUGCCAAGGAGAGAAAA
Molecule: messenger RNA, 2313 nt
Organism: Austrofundulus limnaeus
Lineage: Eukaryota; Metazoa; Chordata; Actinopteri; Cyprinodontiformes; Rivulidae
Product: kinesin-like protein KIF20B
Biological process (GO): spindle elongation; mitotic spindle assembly; microtubule-based movement
Cellular component (GO): spindle microtubule; nucleus; mitotic spindle
Molecular function (GO): microtubule binding; plus-end-directed microtubule motor activity; ATP binding
Source: RefSeq, a predicted model, not a curated record